This is a messenger RNA of Notodromas monacha, 3767 nucleotides long. Lineage: Eukaryota; Metazoa; Arthropoda; Ostracoda; Podocopida; Cyprididae. The record is from the annotation of a GenBank genome assembly.
UAUUUUUCUGGAAAGUAGAACUACAUCUAGGGUACCCCUGAGUCCCGCGCGAUGAGUGCAGUGCCUCAUGAAAGCCAAGUGGGGCUGAUGAAAAAUGAAGACACUUCUGAUCCAACUCCGAAAAUUGCUCUGGUGGAGGAAGCUGAGCGUCCCCUCACCCGCCGUCAACUUGUUACUGUCUCCGUUCUGUGUUUUGUCAAUCUCAUCAAUUAUAUGGACCGGUUCACAUUGGCCGGCAUUUUGACGGAUUUACAAUGUUACUUCAGCAUAGGCAACGAUGAAGGCGGGCUUUUGCAAACCGUAUUUAUAUUGAGCUACAUGAUUUUUGCUCCUUUAUUCGGGUAUCUCGGCGAUCGUCAUUCUAGGAAGAUCAUCAUGUCUUUGGGAGUUUUUUUAUGGAGUCUAACAACGUUGAUCGGAUCAUUUAUGACCGGUUUUGGGUGGUUCAUUUUCUUCCGAGCAAUGGUUGGUAUUGGCGAGGCAAGCUAUUCAACCAUAGCCCCUACCAUAAUCUCAGAUAUGUUCGUCAAAGACAUGCGAUCGAGGAUGCUGGCGUUGUUUUAUUUUGCAAUCCCGGUGGGCAGUGGACUUGGCUAUAUCACCGGCUCAAAAAUGCGAGAAAUGUUCGGGGCUUGGCAGUGGAGCCUUCGAGUUACUCCGGCUAUGGGCAUGUUGGCGAUAAUCUUCAUAAUUUUCUUCAUGGAUGAUCCCCCUAGAGGCGAAAGUGAAGGUGCACAUCUGCAAACAACGUCGUGGGGACAAGACAUCAAAGCCUUGUGCAAGAACGCAAGUUUUAUGCUUUCCACUGUCGGUUUCACUUGCGUUGCGUUUGUUGCUGGAGCUCUGGCGUGGUGGGGCCCUAAAUUCGUUGCCCUUGGAAUGGCAGCUCAAGGAAAUACUGAUGUUAGCCGUGAAAAUGAUGUUGCUUUCAAGUUUGGUCUGAUUACGAUGAUCUCGGGAAUUCUUGGUGUACCCCUCGGCGCCUUCAUCGCCCAGAAAUUGAGGCCAAAGUGGGAUAAAACGGAUCCGAUGGUUUGUGCAAUUGGCUUGCUGCUGUCGGCACCCUUUCUUUUCUUUGCGUCUAUUUGUGCCGAAUAUAAUACUCCUGGAACUUUCGCUCUUAUAUUUUUUGGGGAAUUGUUCCUAAAUCUCAACUGGUCUGUGGUAGCGGAUAUUUUGUUGUAUGUAGUGAUUCCUACAAGGAGAUCGACUGCAGAAGCUUUCCAAAUCCUAAUUUCUCAUGCGUUUGGCGAUGCAGGGAGUCCUUAUCUCAUUGGGCAGGUUUCGGAGAUCGUGAAAGAAUCCUACGGUAGUGUUGCUUCAAAACGUGUGGAAUCUGCUACGAAUGCUACAUCAUGUGGAGGGUUUCCCUCUGUUUCAUCCACGAAUCCAGUCGUCGACUUUCGCAGUCUGCAGUAUGCCUUGUUCAUCUGCGUUUUUGUGGAAGUGCUCGGUGGGCUGUUCUUUGUGAUGAACGGCUGGUUUAUCAAGAACGACCGAGAUCAAGUGCAGCGAGUCAUUGCUGCAGGAACGGAAACCAGCAGUAGCGGGAGCUCAAACGACGUUGAAGCCGAAAGAGGGCGCCACUCGUCGGGGUCGAGAAUGCCGCCAAAUUUCGGAGCGCACGACGAAUCCGAAGACAGCCUCAUCACUACGACGGGCCGUCGCGAUGACAACACCUAGGGAUGGCUCAACGACGUUGUGGCUGGUCUGGACCCCUGCAGCGUCCCCAUCCUAUGACGUCACUGUGAUCUUAUUGCCACGUGUUCAAUAACUCUGCAACACGUCCCGUAUCCCGCCAAAACAUUUCCCUGUGCAUACCGAGGGCGUGUAUUCAGUCCUGGUUGUACUCAAUGGAUCCGUUUGGAAGAGGCUGAUCACGCGUUUACACUCGAUCUUCCCGCGUGCGUUCGUUGAACCGUGUCAUCUUGCAAUGCUUGAAAUUAUACUACGCUUGAAAUAAGUAUAAACUCCGAAGUUCCAAUAUGAAUUUGGGACAGAUGUCGAAGGAUGUAAGUGAAAGCCACGUAAUCUAUUCGUUGAUCUCCGCGUGAAUUCUAUACACAGCACGUGGGCGUUGCUGGUCGAACGAACAACAUUUUCUCCCCGGGAUUCUGAUGAGUUUGAGUAAUAAUACAGUUGAACCUCUUCAUGUCGAACCGCGUGUCUUACAAUGCUGGAAAUUACACUAUGCUUGAAAUUAUGGCUCCAAAAAGGAUUUGAGAUUGAUGUCGAAAGAUAUAAGUACUGUAUAAGCCAUGUAAUUUAUUUAUUUAUCUCCGCGUGAGUUCUUGGCACGACGAAGACUACUGUUUCCCCGGAUUUACGAGUAAUGCAGUUGAACGUCUUCAAGUCGAACUUCAAGGGACCAGCGAAAAAAAAUUCAACUUCGGAAGGUUCGGGAAACCGCCAUAUUUUGCUGGAUGUGAAAGUAAAGAAUAGCAAGAAAUUGUAAAUUAGUGAUCUUUUGGGCCUUAACCUGCUUCUUGCAUCAGUUGACAGGAUGCUGAACCUCUAGGUAAGGGUUCAUUUUCCCGACUAAUCGCCACUUUUUCAUAGUUUUUUUAAAGCUCCGAGUAACUUUUUAUUCAUUUCCGAAGUAACCGAUAAUAAUACUAAAAAUGCCUCUUGAAACUCGAUGCAUUUGAGUUGAAGAGGUUUAUAAUGCAUUUUUCUUGUAAGAUCUCAGACGGGUAAAAAAAAAACACCGAAAUUGGAGGGUUUUUUUCACUUGGGGAGGUUCGAGUUAUUGAGGUCCAACUGUAUUUUCCCUUAACUCUGCUGUUUAUUGCAGUAUAAUCAAGUACUUCAUGUAUCUUGGAAAUGGUUCGACGAGAGAUUUUCGCCGGAAGGAAGCUUGUUUCUUCCAAGCGAAACAUUUCCUGAAGUGAAGUGUGGACUUAAUUAUAAUCCAAGAUUACGUGGUAAUCACUAUGUAGGGCAAACGAGGCUAUACUGUACUGCAGUACAUUAGGGCAGCUACUUUUUUUUUUGUGUCGUGGUUGUUUCCAUCCGUGUUCAAAUUAUUGCUCUUCGUCUAACCUGUUAUGAAACAGGCGGGGUUCUGAGAAUAUUGAAUUUUGUAGCACGUUAAUCCCUUUUUUUCGGCAUUUGGGUUUCAAAGUUUGAAGGUUUGAGUGCUGUUUUUUUUUUGCGCUAGGGAAGCUUAUUCUUUGUUGAAGUUUUUUCAAAUUAAUUUAUUGAGUUGGAGGUUGAUCACGAAAGUUGAAUGCUCACGCCGUGAUGGUUCUGAGAACCUUGAAUUUCGUUGCACGCGGUAAUCCCUUCUCUCGGCGUUUUGGGUUUCGAAGUUUGAAGGUUUGAAAAUGCUGUUUUUGUGGCGCUAAGGAUGCUUUUUUGUUGAAAUUGUUCCAAAUUAAUCUAUUGAUUUCGAGAUUGAUCGCGGAUGUUAAAUGCUCACGCCGACGUGAUGGAAUACUGUCGUUGUAUAGGGCGUGACACGCAUUCCAGUUCAUCCACGUCAGGAACGUGUAAUUGAAUAUUCCCGUGCUGCUUUUUGUGGUUGUAGGUGCCCACGGGAUUUCUAUAGCUUUUAGUUUGGCGUACUCAAGUUGAAAUUGAGGUAAUCGAGUCAAGUAUUAAAUGUGAGAUUUUGACGCGUGACCGGUCUGGUACGGGGGCUGUGGGGAAUCCAAGCAAGGCUUUUUGUCUAUUGAUAUAUGAUGAAAACCACCUGACCGGUGAUUGAAAUGAGAAAAGACUGCUGUUGCUUGGGAAGAAUGAAAUGUCAACUAUGGCAUCUGAUA